AUGGGCACCCUCCCCGCAUGGGAACCUGCCGCCGGGAAUGUCACCUUUGGGGGCCCGGGCACUGGGAACGGGCCCCUCUCUGGCCCUUGGUACCGCGCCGUCAAGGCCUGGAUUUUCUGUGCUUUGGUUUACUUCCUAAAGAGCAGCUUUGGAGGAGGCAAUGGGUCAUGUGUUGGGACUCAGCUCUUUGGAGUUUUACUGGCUGCUGUUGGAAAUUUUCUGAUUAGUGUGUCUUUGAAUAUACAGAAAUGUGCUCACCUGCGACUGGCUUGCCAGACAGAUCCAAAGCCCUGCUACAAAAGCAAGCUAUGGUGGUGUGGGAUUAUCCUCCUGGGGCUUGGAGAGGUGGGGAAUUUCACAGCCUAUGGAUUUGCCCCCGCUGCCCUUGUCGCUCCACUAGGAUGUGUAUCUGUCAUAGGUAGUGCAUUUAUUUCUAGCCUCUUCCUAAAGGAGACGAUGAGGACUGCUGAUAUAUUGGGAGGAACACUGGCAGUAACAGGAACAUACCUGUUGGUGACUUUCACUCCAAGUGUACCCCAAGAAAUCACAGCAAAGAAAGUACAGAAUUACUUAGUGAGCUGGCCUUUUGUGAUAUAUGCGAUCAUAGAAAUAAUCACAUUCUGCAUUCUCCUUUAUUUUUACAAAAGAAAGGCUGUGAAGCACAUUGUAGUUUUGUUAAUGCUGGUAGCACUACUGGCCUCGCUGACAGUCAUUGCUGUGAAGGCUGUGGCCGGCAUGAUAACACACUCUGUGAAGGGUAAAAUGCAGCUUGCUUAUCCUGUUUUCUAUAUCAUGUGCAUUUUAAUGGCAGCUACUUGUGCUUUCCAAAUCAAGUUCUUGAAUCAAGCCAUGGAGUUGUAUGAAAUAACAGCAGUUGUUCCCAUUAAUUUUGUGUUCUCCACAACCAGUGCCAUCAUUUCAGGGGUCAUAUUUUAUCAGGAAUUCCAAAGUGCAGCUCUGCUGAGUGUGUUCAUGUUUCUGCUCGGGUGUCUCCUUUCUUUUCUUGGUGUAUUUUUAAUUACAAGAAACAGAAACGAGGAACAUUCACAGAUUCCUUAUAUUGACUGCGGAAAUAUUCCUGGACAAAAAGUGACAGGCAAAAUACAGCCAGAUUCUCACCAUUUGUGUUACGGCACUUUGAAUAAUGAAGAUGACAUGGGGAAACCCAAAGGCUGAAAGAAAAAGCAGCAUGCUUACCAGUUAACAAGAGAAAUACCACUGGGACAAGGAUCAGGAGCACCAUUUUUCUGGAUAUAUUCAAGUAUUUAUUGUAUUUCUGUAUGUCAAUGUGUUAUAGUAAUAUUUAGUSCUGCUCAGUUUAUCCCCUGGCUGUCCCAAGUGUGUUAUGAAGACAAAGGAAGCUUUAAGAGGAACUAUUUAAGUGUUAAUGAAACUGAACAUUCUCUUGCUAUAAAUGUUGCUUGGUGAUGAUUUGGAGCUAUUUUUAGUUUUAAUUG
Molecule: messenger RNA, 1457 nt
Organism: Nothoprocta perdicaria
Lineage: Eukaryota; Metazoa; Chordata; Aves; Tinamiformes; Tinamidae
Gene: NIPAL2
Product: NIPA like domain containing 2
Exons: 12
Coding region: 1-1176 (391 amino acids)
Biological process (GO): magnesium ion transport
Cellular component (GO): membrane
Molecular function (GO): magnesium ion transmembrane transporter activity
Source: RefSeq, a predicted model, not a curated record